Messenger RNA from Malus domestica (apple), 2100 nucleotides. Its product is annotated as adenine/guanine permease AZG1-like. The record is from RefSeq and is a predicted model, not a curated record. Gene Ontology annotation, cellular component: plasma membrane. Gene Ontology annotation, biological process: adenine transport; guanine transport; transmembrane transport. NCBI's taxonomy places the organism in Eukaryota, Viridiplantae, Streptophyta, Magnoliopsida, Rosales, Rosaceae. Gene Ontology annotation, molecular function: purine nucleobase transmembrane transporter activity.
UUAUAUUUAUAUAAAACAACCCCACAUCACCAUUUCCUUGUAUAAGCCAACCUAAACAACACCCACAGUAGCAGAGACUUCCAAGAUCUCAAUCUCUCCAAACACAACAAAACAACACAAAGUUCGAUGGACGUGGAGGCUCACGAGCCGCGGCCGCCGCCAUCAGCCCUAACGCGGCUCAACAAGUACGUUGCCAAAACCCGAGUCGGCAAGCACUUCAAACUCGCCGAGCGCAACUCCACUUUCACCACGGAGCUCCGCGCCGGCACCGCCACGUUUCUCACCAUGGCCUACAUCCUCGCAGUCAACGCCUCCAUUCUUUCCGACUCUGGCGCCACCUGCUCCGUCUCGGACUGCAUCCCUCUCUGCUCAGACUCGACACAGUCUCUCCAAAAUUGCACCGGAUCGGUCAUCCAACCUGACUCGACGUGCAAAUUUGACCCGGUCAACCCUGGCUACUCCACCUGCAUAGAAAAAGUUCGAAAAGAUCUCAUCGUCGCCACCGUUGCCUCCUCCCUCAUCGGCUGCUUAAUCAUGGGCACCUUCGCGAAUCUCCCGCUGGCUUUAGCUCCGGGUAUGGGCACCAACGCCUAUUUCGCAUACACCGUUGUCGGGUUUCACGGAUCGGGUAAUGUCUCUUACAAGAGCGCAUUGGCCGCUGUGUUUAUCGAAGGCUUGAUUUUCCUCUUCAUCUCCGCAAUCGGGUUGCGCGCCAAGCUCGCAAAAUUGAUCCCGAAACCGGUUCGGAUCAGCUCCUCCGCUGGUAUUGGACUUUUCCUGGCGUUUAUCGGGUUGCAGAACAACGAGGGAAUCGGGUUAAUCGGGUACAGUUCCUCGACGUUGGUGACGAUCGGAGCCUGCCCCGCUUCCUCGCGGGCAUCUUUGGCUCCCGUCAUAACGGCUGCUAACGGCACCGUUAUUUUGAUCCAGGGCGCUACCGUUUCGGGGGAUAUUAUGUGCCUGCGGGACCGAAUGGAAAGCGCGACGUUUUGGCUUGGCGUGGUCGGCUUCGUAAUUAUUGCGUAUUGUUUGGUUAAAAAUGUGAAGGGGGCGAUGAUUUACGGGAUUAUUUUCGUGACGGCCGUUUCAUGGUUCCGUAACACCAAAGUAACUGCGUUUCCCAAUACGGAUGCGGGAGAUUCGGCGUAUGAAUACUUUAAAAAGGUGGUUGAUAUACAUACGAUCGAGAGUACGGCCGGGGCACUGAGCUUCAAGGAUAUUGGAAAGGGUUAUUUUUGGGAGGCACUAAUUACGUUUUUAUACGUAGACAUACUCGACACCACCGGUACUUUGUACUCGAUGGCCCGAUUCGCCGGAUUCACCGACGACAACGGCAGUUUCGAGGGCCAAUAUUUUGCUUUCAUGUCGGAUGCUUCGUCCAUUGUGGUGGGUUCCUUGCUGGGCACGUCACCCGUGACGGCAUUUAUUGAGUCAUCUACAGGUAUACGGGAGGGCGGACGUACAGGACUAACGGCGUUGACGGUGGCGGGAUAUUUCUUUUUGGCGUUUUUCUUCACGCCGUUAUUGGCGUCGAUACCGGCUUGGGCAGUGGGGCCGCCCCUGAUUUUGGUUGGGGUGCUGAUGAUGAAAUCAGUGGUGGAGAUUGAGUGGGAAGACAUGAGGCAGGCGAUCCCGGCCUUUGUGACGUUGAUUUUGAUGCCGUUGACUUACUCCAUAGCGUAUGGGCUGAUUGGUGGGAUUGGAACAUUCAUAGUGUUGCACGUAGGGGAUUGGGGCCUAGAACUUUUGGUCAAAUUAGGGAUUGUAAAGGGGGGAGGAGGUGGUGGGGUGAUCAAUGGGGCACAUGAUCAUCAAACUAGAGAAGAAGAUGCAAAAGUGGCUGAAAUUGGAGUUUAAACAUUUCAAUUUUCACCUAUAUAGCAAAAAUUGGGGUCAAUGGGUUCAUAGAUACAUGUACAUAUUCUACAUGUUUCAAAAGUCUUGCUGGACUUUUUAGAUCUCUGUUUUUGUUUUUAUUUUUGGAAUUGAUAUUUAUUUUGUUUUGUAUACAAAUGACAUUGAGUCGAAUGUAAGGUACAAUUAUUUGAAUUGUAAACUUCUUUUUUAAUAUUUGUAUGAAAUACUUAUACUCACAAGUGA